AUGGUCCAACCACCCCCGGACCUCACACGUUAUAAUGACAAUGAUGAUACUGAUAGCGUGGGCACGAGCUUGGCUCAUCAGGAUAUGUCUCCGCCGGACUCCCCAUCCAGCUUGCGGGCAGCCCCACCGCCACCUGCCCCUCCCCAACGACUCAACAAACCACUCAUUCAAGUCCAACGGGAACGCACCAGGGAGGCAUGGGCUUCACCUGAGCUUGCCACUGGCCCUUCCAACAGCAUCAGUCCACGGGCCUUUCACUCGCUCCGCGAUGGUACAUGGCUUCAAGACGAAGCCAUCCAUAGAUUCCUGCGACUCCUUGUUGUGCGGGAUGCUUUCCAAGCCUCUCUCAUUGACGCUCACCGACCCAGCUUUGUUUUCAAGUCCUUUUUCAUGACUCAGCUGCUGAACAUGGGUGACCUUGAUCAAACCGUUCAGGGCAGCUACAGCUACUCCAAUAUUCAAAUGUGGUCCCGACAAGCCCCGGGUCAAUACGUCUUUGCACUUGACAAACUUUCUCUCCCAGUAAAUGUCAACCGAAGCCACUGGAUGGUGAUCGUUGCCUUCAUGCAGGAACAACGCAUUCAAGCCUACGAUUCUGCAGGAGCCACCAACACACGGUUUCUCCAAGCUAUCCUUUGA
This is a messenger RNA of Seminavis robusta, 639 nucleotides long. NCBI's taxonomy places the organism in Eukaryota, Bacillariophyta, Bacillariophyceae, Naviculales, Naviculaceae. The record is from the annotation of a GenBank genome assembly.